Messenger RNA from Gossypium raimondii (Peruvian cotton), 4695 nucleotides. RefSeq names its product MAP3K epsilon protein kinase 1. Gene Ontology annotation, molecular function: protein binding; ATP binding; protein serine/threonine kinase activity. Gene Ontology annotation, cellular component: cytoplasm. The transcript is spliced from 24 exons. The coding region runs from base 208 to 4380 and encodes 1390 amino acids. The record is from RefSeq and is a predicted model, not a curated record. Lineage: Eukaryota; Viridiplantae; Streptophyta; Magnoliopsida; Malvales; Malvaceae. Gene Ontology annotation, biological process: protein phosphorylation.
UCAUCAGUUUCCUUUCUUCUUUAUGGAGUCUAGCCUCGUAGCUGGAUUCCUGCAACUUCUAAACCCUGUCCUAAAAAAGAUGGAGCAUUUCUUCUAGUGUUUUCCCUUUAAACAGCGAGCUUUUGUUCUUUUGUUUCUCAUUUCUGAAAAAGAUUUCAAGACAAAAAAAAAAAAAAAAACGAAGAAGAGGGAUACGAACACAAAGCAAUGUCUCGCUUAGCAGCUAAUUCCGCUUUCCCUAAAUCCAAAACCCUCGACAACAAAUACAUGCUUGGAGACGAAAUUGGGAAAGGUGCAUAUGGACGUGUUUACAAAGGCUUGGAUUUGGAGAAUGGAGACUUUGUUGCAAUUAAACAAGUUUCUUUGGAGAAUAUAGCUCAGGAGGAUCUCAAUAUCAUAAUGCAAGAGAUUGAUUUAUUGAAGAACUUGAACCAUAAAAACAUUGUGAAGUAUCUUGGGUCAUCGAAGACAAAGGCUCACCUGCAUAUAAUUCUCGAGUAUGUAGAGAAUGGUUCACUUGCAAACAUCAUCAAGCCAAAUAAAUUUGGGCCUUUUCCAGAAUCUUUGGUGGCUGUUUAUAUUGCUCAGGUUUUGGAAGGCUUGGUUUAUCUACAUGAACAGGGUGUUAUCCAUCGGGAUAUUAAAGGUGCAAAUAUUCUGACAACUAAAGAGGGUCUAGUGAAACUUGCUGAUUUUGGUGUUGCAACCAAACUAACUGAGGCUGAUGUUAACACACACUCAGUUGUUGGAACGCCAUAUUGGAUGGCCCCAGAGGUGAUUGAAAUGUCUGGGGUUUGUGCUGCUUCUGACAUUUGGAGUGUUGGCUGUACUGUGAUUGAACUCCUUACAUGUGUUCCUCCAUACUAUGAUCUGCAGCCUAUGCCAGCUCUCUUUCGGAUUGUGCAGGAUGAGCAUCCUCCGAUACCUGAUAGCCUAUCUCCCGACAUUACUGAUUUUCUGCGCCAGUGCUUUAAGAAGGAUGCCAGACAGAGGCCUGAUGCAAAAACGCUUCUUUCUCACCCUUGGAUACGGAAUUGCAGACGUGCUUUGCAGUCUUCUCUGCGUCAAAGUGGAACCAUUAGAAACAUUGCAGAAGAUGCUGCAGCAGAUGCAGAAAGCUCUAAUGCAGAUAACCAGAGUGCUGGAGAGAAUCUUCCUGUGGAGAAAGUGGAUGCAUCUGAAACGAGCUCUAGGAAAGAGGUAUCAUCAACAGAGGCCACUGUUCGAAGCAAGUAUGAUCACGAUCAUUCUGCAGAUAACACUCCUGUUGAAGAAAGAACAAAUAAUUUAGAUGAUGAUCUACUAUCAGAUCAAGUUCCAACCUUAGCUAUUCAUGAGAAACCAUCUUUACAGAGUAGUUCUGGUAGACUAUCUGUUAAGAGUGUAGCAGUUGCUCUUGGUUCUAGUCAGCUUCAUGAUAUAUCACAUCAAGAUGAAGCUACGAUGAAUGGUGAUGUUGGCUCACCAUCAAGAAGGAAACAUACGGAAAAAGGACAGGGAGGCAAUGGGGAUCAAAUUGAUAAUGAGAAUAAAUCAUUUGCCUUUGGACCUAUCACUCAGAAUGCUGGUCUGCAAAAGGCUGCAAAAGCUUCAGUGACCUCAAGUGGGAAUGAGCUAAUUAGAUUUAGUGAUCCUCCUGGAGAUGCUUCCUUGGAUGAUUUAUUUCAUCCGUUGGAUAAAAAUCGGGAGGAAAGAGGAGCUGAAGCUUCAACAUCUGCAUCUGCAUCGAAUGUGAACCAUGAUACUGUGCCUGAUACUGGAAAAAAUGACCUGGCUAAGAAGUUACGUGAUACAAUUGCUAAGAAACAAAUGGAAGAGGAGAUGGGUCAGUCAAAUGGAGGUGGCAACCUUCUUCGCUUAAUGAUGGGCGUUUUGAAGGAUGAUGUAAUAGACAUUGAUGGUUUGGAUUUUGAAGAUAAAUUACCUGCUGAGAACCUAUUUCCCUUACAGGCGGUUGAGUUUGGCAGGUUAGUUGGUUCCCUAAGACCCGAGGAAUCAGAGGAUGCAAUUUUUACUGCAUGUCAGAAGCUCACAGCGAUCUUCCAUCAGCGCCCUGAACAAAAAAUUGUUUUUGUUAGCCAGCGUGGUUUGCUGCCUCUAAUGGAAUUGCUUGAUGUCCCAAAAACUCGUGUCAUAUGUUCAGUGCUUCAACUUAUUAAUCAUAUCAUUAAAGAAAACACUGAUUUCCAGGAGAAUGCUUGUCUUGUUGGCUUUAUCCCGUUGAUUAAGAGCUUUGCGGGGCCUGAUCGUCCUCGGGAAAUUAGGAUGGAGGCAGCUUAUUUCUUACAGCAGCUUUGUCAAUCAAGCUCUUUGACUUUGCAGAUGUUUCUAGCUUGCCAUGGAAUCCCAGUUUUGGUUGGCUUUUUAGAGGCUGAUUAUGCAAAGUACAGGCAAAUGGUUCACCUAGCAAUUGAUGGCAUGUGGCAGGUCUUCAAGCUUCAGCGAUCUACCCCGAGGAAUGAUUUCUGUCGGAUAGCUGCUAAGAAUGGGAUAUUACCGAGGCUUAUUAAUACUCUUUACAGUCUAAAUGAGGCAACUCGACUUGCAACCAUAUCUGGUGGGGGUGGUUCACAUUCUGGUCCACUCGAUUCCAGUCAUCCUCUGUUUGCUCAGAAUGAGACUCCGUUCUCGGUAACUGAUCAAUCUGAUGUCCUUAAAGCUAGGCAUGGAAUGACUGAGCAUUCCUUUCCAGCUGGUGCACAAGAACCUUCACGGGCUUCAAUUUCCCUUUCUCAGAGGUCAGAUCCUAACCUGCCAGAUUCACGUUAUCUUGCUGUUGAUGUCGACAGACCUCGAUCUAGCAAUGGGGCAUUGGAUGUCUCAAUUUCUAGAGAAUCGUCAGCUUCCAAAGAGCAAGAAAAUUUGGAUCGGGCAGAGGACCUUAGAAGGCAGAAGAUAAGUAAUGCUUUGAACAGGACAUCUUUGGACAGACCUCCAAAAUCGAUAGAAGGUAUUUCAAAUGGACUUACCACUUCAGUUACUACCCAGGCAGAGCAAAUUCGACCUCUUCUUAGCUUAUUAGAGAAGGAACCUCCUAGGCAGCAAUUGGAGUAUGUGCGCCACCUGCCUGGAUUGGAGAGACAUGAAAGCAUACUGCCUCUACUACAUGCUAAUGACCGAAAAACCAAUGGUGAACUAGAUUUCUUGAUGGCUGAAUUUGCAGAGGUCUCUGGUCGUGGAAGAGAAAUUGGAGGUGUUGAUUCUACACCUAAAAUUUCACAUAAAAGUAAGAAAGUCGGGCUACUGGCAGUAAAUGAAGGAACAGCAUCCACAUCUGGCAUAGCUUCUCAGACUGCAUCGGGUGUAUUAUCUGGCUCAGGUGUUUUAAGUGCUAGGCCUGGAAGUACAACAUCAUCAGGGUUGCUCUCCAACAUGGUAUCAACAAUGAGCGCGGCUGUUGCCAAGGAGUACCUUGAAAAGGUGGCAGACCUACUUCUUGAGUUUGCUCAAGCAGAUACAACCGUUAAAUCCUACAUGUGUAGCCAAAGCUUGCUUAACCGUCUUUUCCAGAUGUUUAAUCGCAUAGAGCCACCUAUUCUUUUGAAGAUACUGAAGUGUAUUAAUCAUUUGUCCACCGAUCCAAACUGCUUAGAGAAUCUUCAGCGAGCAGAUGCAAUUAAGUAUUUGAUCCCAAAUCUAGAACUCAAUUAUGGACCGCUUGUAUCUCAAAUACAUCACGAGGUUCUCAAUGCACUAUUCAACUUGUGCAAGAUAAAUAAGAGGAGACAGGAACAAGCAGCAGAAAACGGAAUCAUUCCGCACUUGAUGAAUUUUAUCAUGUCAGAUUCUCCUUUAAAACAACAUGCAUUGCCGUUACUGUGCGACAUGGCUCAUGCAUCACGUAAUUCAAGGGAACAGUUGAGGGCUCAUGGUGGAUUGGAUGUGUACUUGAGCUUGCUUGACGACGAGCUUUGGUCUGUGAUAGCACUAGACUCACUCGCUGUUUGCUUGGCUCAUGACAAUGACAACCGCAAGGUGGAACAAGCUUUGCUGAAGAAAGAGGCAAUUCAGAAAUUGGUGACAUUUUUCCAAUGUUGUCCAGAGCAACACUUUGUUCACAUAUUGGAGCCAUUCUUGAAAAUCAUCACGAAAUCAUCCCGAAUUAACACAACAUUAGCUGUUAAUGGUUUGACGCCACUUCUAAUCUCAAGGUUGGAUCACCAGGAUGCCAUUGCUCGUCUUAAUCUACUUAAAUUAAUUAAGGCUGUUUACGAGCAUCACCCAAGACCAAAACAACUAAUCGUGGAGAACGAUUUACCACAGAAGUUAAAGAAUCUAAUUGAGGAACGGAGAGACGGGCAGCGUUCCGGAGGCCAAGUGUUGGUGAAACAAAUGGCUACUUCAUUGCUUAAAGCCCUUCAUAUUAACACAGUCCUGUAAAUUUACAUGUGUUGUAAGAACUUUCCUGGUUCCUCCCCUCUUUAUGUAUAUUGUUUUAAUUCUUUAGGAAGGCAAUGGUUUGGUUUUUCCACUUUUGUAUUCUUUUUUUUUUUGUUUGGCCAAUUUAUUUAUUUGGUCCCUUUAGUUUGUCAUCAGUGUUUAGGAAAUGGUUUUGUUUUUGAUUGGGUCAGUAAAUGCCUCUUUCCCGCCAUUUAGCCUUAAAGGAUUUGUAUCAUGUUCGUGUUACAAUCGUGUUUUGAGCUAUUUUUAUUAUGUUUAUAUAAUAUUGAACAAGUUAAUAGGUUGUGUUAUAAA